Xiphophorus couchianus (Monterrey platyfish) is the source of this 4512-nucleotide messenger RNA. It is a transcript of the gene b3gnt7l, whose product is annotated as UDP-GlcNAc:betaGal beta-1,3-N-acetylglucosaminyltransferase 7, like. The transcript has a single exon. The record is from RefSeq and is a predicted model, not a curated record. Gene Ontology annotation, molecular function: UDP-glycosyltransferase activity; hexosyltransferase activity. Gene Ontology annotation, cellular component: Golgi membrane. Gene Ontology annotation, biological process: protein O-linked glycosylation; poly-N-acetyllactosamine biosynthetic process. The coding region runs from base 2106 to 3317 and encodes 403 amino acids. Lineage: Eukaryota; Metazoa; Chordata; Actinopteri; Cyprinodontiformes; Poeciliidae.
AUGUUGGAACGCAGCCUGCAUGUCUGCGGACGUAGCGGACAAAGCUAAUGUAAAUAUGGGUUUGAACGUUAUCGACCAAAGAAUUUACUGUGAGGCGUCAGUCUCUUUCUACAUAAAAAUAUUACAUUGGGUUGUAAAUACUGAACAAACAUUUAUCCCUGUUAGGGAGGGCUUUUUCCCCCCCUCAAUAGUAUAACCUAAACACGCAUUUUAACUGCGCAUUAACUGAUUCCAAAGUAUUCCUGUUAAAAAAAAAGAGAGCGAUAAAAGGGAAUACCAUACAACCUUUUGGUUUUAAACUUUAAGUCAACGAGAUGAGAUUGUAUCAUCUUAUUUAAAAGUAAUCUCGACGAUCCUCGCUUUAAACUAAACAUCUGCAAGUUGCAACUGAGUGCAUAACUAUGCCUAACUAUUUAUAUUAUUAUAAUGUGUUGCAAUGAAAUCUUAAUGUGGAGGGUUUUGUUAUUAUUAUUAUUAUUUUUGCUCUAAAUGUGUGGGAAAAGUCACCGUGUGGUUUGCAUAGGCAGUUGAGGGUUUAAAAAAAAAAAAAAAAAAAAAAGUCACGCCUCAUAAUCAAUGUAGUUCACAUAUUUAUCCAUAAGAGGGGGCAAGAAGAUAAUCACUUUACAACUUGUUUCUGUUCGGUUGCAGACGAUUAUGUCUGCCACAGUUAAUACAUGUAGGAACUUUACGUACGCGUACAGUUUAUAAAAGGUAAUAUUUGGUUGGUCAUCACUUGGAAUGAUCAAGUUCACGUAGCAGACAAAAUUAGUUUUAGAAAAAACAUGAUGGAAAGUACGACUGAAGGGAAGAUCAAGAAGCCAUUUCCCCGAAGUAAGGCAAUCAUAAAAACACAAUUAACAAUCUCAAGUUAGUUUGCAGCAUCUAUUUUUCAAAUAGUCAUUUAAAAGCACCAGAAAAUGCAACAUUUUAAACACCAGGAAUAUAAAAGCACCAAUAAAGACACAAAAUCCCACAAUACUUCUCUCAAUAACAACCCCCCAAAAAAUGACAAAUGGUGCGUUGAAAGCACAUAGUAAAACCCCCAGACGACACAUAGUUUAAUUUUACAGUUUUAGAACUACCUACAGCAAAACAAAGAUAAAAACGAUUUGCAAGAAAUAAAGAAGGAAAAUAACACUUAUAAAGAAUGUUAAAUGGCAUGUGCUUGUAUAGCGCUUUUAUCAAUGAAGUCCAGGGGACCGCAAAGCGCUUCACACUAUUUACAAGCUAAAAAUACUAUUAACCUGUUGAUCUCGUGUUUUUCACUUUUUCCCAGUAAAAAUACUUAAACAGUUGUCAAAAUUCAGUUACGUUUUACAGAUAUUCCCUUAAAGAAAUGUAUACUCUUUACUAUUCACAGAACCUGAAAGGAAUGGAUUCUUAUCCCUCUGCGCAGUCAGGAGGUCAUCUGAUUAGUCGCAGAUUCAUUGUAUUGCACGACAAUGACUUCAGGCAUUCAGCCGGAGUAAAAAAAAGGCCAGUCCUGCAGCAGAUCAAAGAGAUCUAUAGAUCUAUCAUCUCAACUUGAUCACACAAACUGCUGCUAGGUGAUCCAGUCUGCAUUUAUGCAGAAUCCCAACUUCAGGAACCCGAACUGGUCAGAAUGCAUGCAUAUAUUAUUUAAAGCACAUCCUCAUUUCACCGGUGAUCAGAACUGUGAGCUACAGCGUAUUUAGGAUGCCGUGCUUGUCUUUUGCAAUUUGACGAAACAGUUCCGAUUUUCUCAUUUCUGUUUAUUAGAAAACAAAUCCACUACGGGCACCAAUAUGAUGUGUCAGGCACCUGAUGAUGAUGGGUGGGGGAUAUUUGGGUGAGGCGGUCCUGCAACAGUUUUCCGGUCUGCGAGGAGAUUAAAAGCGACAUGAGAGCGACUGCGAGCCAUGUGCAUCUCUCUCUCCCCAUCCUCCCAGCCACAAUAAACACUGAUGUGUGACAACCGUCCACGUGGGCUGAAGUGGCCCGCAGAGGGACGACUUCACUCUGCUGCAAGUGCGCAUGAGGACGGACGGCGGUGGAUGCUUCCAAUAGGGCGCACGGCUGCUAUACAGCAUGAAGUCCAAACGCCCAGCAUCUGAGGGUCCCGGGGCGCCACGGUGACAGAUAUGGAUCACUUCUUUCGGAGAAAGCGGGCAGGUUUGGUGAAGUUCUUGCUGAGUCUCUCCCUGGUUUUGGCGUCUAUUCUGAUGAUUCUCAAGCUGAACCUGUCGGGAAAAGACGCAGCGGGCUUAAAAGACGCGCGGUACGCGAGCUGGUGCGGCUCGGACUGUUUUCCUUCAACACAGUCCGAUUUCUGGAGACUAAAUGCCGCGGCGCAAAGCAACAGAGUGAACUCGCAGCGGGCAGCGACCGGCUGGGACGUACAAGUUCUCAACUGCAGCGAGGACGAAUUGGUGAAGAGCCAGGGCUGGUUCCAGCGUCUGGACCCGAGGUUUCACCAGUUUGUCCUGCACAGACACUGUAGGUACUUCCCCAUGCUCAUCAACCACCCGGAGAAAUGCGCGGACGGAGAGGUGCACCUCAUCAUGGUGAUCAAGUCCGUUAUCGAGCAGCACGACCGGCGGGAAGCUGUGCGUAAAACCUGGGGCAAGGAGGGCACAGUUAACGGAAAGAAGAUCAAAACUAUAUUUCUCCUCGGAACUCCGACAACAGGUAAAGACACUAAGAACCUCCAGAAACUGAUCGAGUACGAGGAUCAGAUCUACAAAGACAUCCUGCAGUGGGACUUUAUGGACACCUUCCUCAACCUGACCCUAAAGGAGGUGAAUUUCCUCAAAUGGUUCAACAUCUACUGUCCCGGGGCGCAGUUCAUAUUCAAAGGAGACGACGACGUGUUUGUGAACACGCACAACCUGCUGGAGUUCAUUGGCUACAAGGUGGACGAUGGCAAAGACGCCGACUUGUUUGUGGGGGACACGAUCGCCAAGGCGAUCCCCAUCCGGAACCGCCAGAGCAAAUACUACAUACCCAAAGAGCUCUACGACAAGCCGUACCCGCCCUACUUAGGGGGUGGCGGGUUCGUGAUGUCCUCCCAGAUGGCCAGGAGGCUCUUCGCGGCCUCGGAGGACGUGGAGCUGUACCCCAUCGACGACGUGUUUUUAGGGAUGUGUGUCAAGAGGCUGAACGUGGCUCCGGAGUUGCACGCAGGCUUCAGGACAUUCGGCAUCACCAGACAAAAGGCGAGCUCCAUAAACACGGAGCCGUGCUUUUACAAGAGCCUCAUCGUUGUGCACAAACUGAGCGCGCAGGAGCUGCUCAGGAUGUGGAGCGCAGUGCACGACAAGGAUCUGGUUUGCGCACAAAGGACCUUUAUAUGAAGGACCCCCCAGCAGGCUAUGAAAUCAACUUGUAGUUGAUCAAUACAUUCAUUAAAUCGUCCGGAGGUUUUCUUUAUUAUUAUUCCGACUGUAUUCGAUCUUCAACGGAUUGAGUGGAGAGAAACUCAGUCGGUGUUCUCUGAGUGCCAGAUAAAACUGUUCACAACCUGACUGACCGAACACUGUGGACCCUAAGUGGACCUCUUUUGGUUUAUUUGUAAUUUGUAAAACCACUACAGCACCAACAUUUUCAAAUUCAGUUUGUGCCAUUUACUAUCCUCAAGUCCUAACCUGAGAGACACUUUAUUAUGGACUUUGGGGGAGCAGUUUUUAAAUUUGCAGGUUAAAACGUGACUCUUUCCAUCACUCCUCUGUUCCGGCAUUUCCUGAGAUUUUAUUCUCUAAUUUCAUGACUUUAUAAACUAGGCAUGGGCUGGCACCAAAUUCCAAUGAUAUGAGACGACCUUAAGAAAAACUAUUAUGGAAUCAUACUGACACAAAAAAUAAACCUAAGAUCUCUAACUAGACCCAUUGGUAUUAAUUUAAAACAGGAAAUCAAGUUAUCCCUUCUACUCCCAAUAUAAUUGAAACAUUGAUGUGUAGCAAAUGUAGCCGGCUUAUAAAAAAAGAAUAUACAUUUAUUUAUAUUUGUUUACAUUGCAAAUUUCUUUCAGCUAACUGACAGCUAACACCUUUCAGCUAACACCUGUUGCAGCAACAUGUGUGGGAAGGGCACUGCUUUGUUAGUCUGCACACCAUUCAGCAGGAGAACAUUCUUAUUUUUUUUUUAAAAUUACACUAUCAGGACACUGUGAUUAAAAAUGUAAAAAAAAAAAGAAGGUAUAUGUUAAACAGCUACGGUCUUAAAGCCAUAACUGUCGAAAAUCAUACCACUGCCUUGCUCAUGCCUAAUUUUAGCUGCAAAGGGAACUUAAUAGGUUUAGAACAAAACCUAUUGAGGACAAACAGUAGUUAUUUAAUUAUUUUACAAUGUAUUGUAAAAAUGUAAAAAAAAAAAAAAAGAGAGAGAGAGAGAGAAAAUUGUGGAAGUCAAUAUGGUUUAUGUUUGACGUAAUUUCUUUGUUUUUGAUUAAGAGAGAGUAGGCCCAAGACCAAAGAAAAAGGAACUAAUGUUAAUAGCUCCUGCACUCUGUGAAAAUAAAACUGGAAUCCCCAAGUCACUUUGUAAAAUGUA